GUAGUACUUCGAAGUUCUAAAACGAUGAAGGUGCUUCUGUUGAUAGCUUGUAUAAUUGCAGCUGCUUCUGCGUCCGCAGAUACACGUGCUGCGGAACCAUGUUCCUCAGCAGUUUGUAAAAUUGAAGAUACAUGCAGAUGUUCAGGCUCCACACCUCCAAUUACCCUCGCGGAUGUUCCGCAAUUGAUUACCUUGGCUUUCAAUGAUGCUGUUACCGAUGUAAUUUAUACUACUUAUUUAGUUGAGAUUUUAAAACGCACUAACCGCGAUGGUGUUCAAAUUGGUGCAUCUUUCUAUGUUCCACACGAAUACUCCGAUUAUGCAAGAGUAGUUGAUUUAUACAACAAAGGUAUGGAUAUCGGUGUUCAUUCUAUUAGUAAGAACCCCGAAAGCGAUUAUUGGAAGCAAGCUUCUGAAGAUACUUUGUACGAUGAGUUCUUUGGACAAAGAGAGAUUUUGAAUGCCUUUGCUGGCAUUCCAAUUGAGGAAAUCGUAGGUGGUCGUACUCCAGGAUUUGAAAUUAACGGUGACAGAACAUUCAGAGCCUAUGAACGAGCGGGUAUUCUCUAUGAUAAUUCUUGGGUACUAAGGAGUAAUACUAGAUUAUAUCCAUUCAGUUUGCAUUACAAAGCAACUCAACCCAGCCAAAUUGGAGCAACCCCAGCUGAUGCCUUCACUAAAACUUGGGUAUUACCUAUUAUUGAUCUUAUUGAUAUGGCCAAUAAUGAAUGUAACGCAAUUGCAGCUUGCUCAAUUCAAGCUGAUUCUGCCGACGAUGUAAAAGCUUGGUUAAUGGAACAAUUUAAAAGGCAUUACAAUAACAACAAAGCUCCACUCACAUUGAAUAUUAAUGCUGCUUGGUUUGCAUUCAGCGAAUACAACCUUCCAGGAUUCUUAGCGUUCAUGGAUGAUCUUCGCGUUGAUUACCCGGAUGUGUUCUUUGUGGAUCAUAAACAAGUAAUAGCUUGGAUGUUUAACCCAGUCACAAGUGCCCAAUUCGCUACGACUGUCACAGAGAAAUCACUUACGUGCUCAAACACUUUGUGUCCUUUGUAUAAAGGAACAGAAUUGCGUUACAUGAAAACUUGUACAUAUUGUCCAGAUACUUACCCAUGGGUAGGCAAUCCAUUAGGUGAAUUUUAAGACGAUUUUGGCUUACCAUUUGGUGAAAUAAUAAAUUAUUAUAUUUGAAAAACAUUUUUUGUUGUU
Onthophagus taurus is the source of this 1209-nucleotide messenger RNA. Its product is annotated as chitin deacetylase 8-like. The record is from RefSeq and is a predicted model, not a curated record. NCBI's taxonomy places the organism in Eukaryota, Metazoa, Arthropoda, Insecta, Coleoptera, Scarabaeidae. Gene Ontology annotation, biological process: carbohydrate metabolic process.